Messenger RNA from Melozone crissalis (California towhee), 1382 nucleotides. It is a transcript of the gene FBLN5, whose product is annotated as fibulin 5. The coding region runs from base 48 to 1382 and encodes 444 amino acids. Lineage: Eukaryota; Metazoa; Chordata; Aves; Passeriformes; Passerellidae. Gene Ontology annotation, molecular function: calcium ion binding. The record is from RefSeq and is a predicted model, not a curated record. The transcript is spliced from 11 exons.
CAGCACAGACUCUGGGUUUUUUCCACCUUUCCCCAACGGUUUUGGACAUGCAAGGAUUAAGAAGGAUACUGACCGCUUUCACACUGGCUGUCUGCCUUUCAAGCCCUGGAAAAGCACAGCAGCAAUGCACUAAUGGGUUUGACCUGGACCGUGCCUCUGGGCAAUGCUUAGACAUUGAUGAAUGCCGGACCAUUCCCGAGGCCUGCAGGGGAGACAUGGUGUGUGUGAACCAGAACGGGGGCUAUCUGUGCGUGCCCCGCACAAACCCCGUGUACCGCUCGCCCUACCUGAGCCCCUACUCCAACGUGUACCCACCACCCCCGGCCCCCGGCCCCGUCCCCAACUACCCCACGGCCACCCGGCCCCUCAUCUGCCGCUUCGGCUUCCAGCUGGAUGAAAACAACCAGUGUGCUGAUGUGGAUGAAUGUGCUUCAGAUUCUCACCAGUGUAACCCCACCCAGAUCUGCAUAAAUACUGAAGGGGGCUACACCUGCUCCUGCACUGAAGGCUACUGGCUGUUAGAAGGCCAGUGUUUAGACAUAGACGAAUGUCGCUAUGGGUACUGCCAGCAGCUGUGUGCCAACGUGCCCGGCUCCUACUCCUGCACCUGCAACCCCGGCUUCACCCUCAACGACGAUGGGAGAUCCUGCCAAGAUGUGAAUGAAUGUACAAGUGAAAACCCUUGCACUCAGACCUGUGUCAACACUUAUGGCUCUUUUCUCUGCCGCUGUGAACCUGGCUAUGAACUGGAAGCUGACGGAGUUAACUGCAGUGACAUGGAUGAGUGCAGCUUCUCAGAGUUCCUCUGCCAGCACGAAUGUGUGAACGGGCCUGGUUCUUACUACUGUACCUGUCCUUCAGGAUAUAACUUGCUUGAUGACAGUAGAAGCUGCCAAGAUAUCAAUGAAUGUGAAAUCAGAAACUUCACCUGCACUUCACAGCAAACAUGUUUCAAUAUCCCAGGAGAAUAUAAAUGUUUAGAUCCAGUACGAUGUGAGGAGCCUUAUCUCCAGAUUAAUGAGAACCGCUGCAUGUGUCCAGCUGAAAACCCUGGGUGCCGAGAUCAGCCCUUCACCAUCCUGUACAGAGUGAUGGACAUGGUGUCUGGGAGGUCUGUGCCUUCGGAUAUUUUUCAGAUGCAAGCAACUACUCGCUACCCUGGAGCCUAUUACAUCUUCCAAAUCAAAUCAGGGAACGAGGGCAGGGAAUUCUACAUGCGGCAAACAGGACCCAUCAGUGCCACCCUGGUGAUGACCCGGCCCGUGAAGGGGCCGCGCACGAUCGAGCUGGACUUGGAAAUGAUCACUGUAAACACCGUCAUCAACUUCAGAGGCAGCUCUGUCAUCCGGCUGAGGAUAUUUGUGUCACAGUACUCCUUCUAA